UCCCCCACGUCGAGGCCGCCCACCUCGGCCUUUUCACCGCGUGGGCGCGUGCGUGAUGUGUCGCCCUCGCCCAUGCGAGCAGAGCGCCAUGGCGGCCGCCUGACCGCGUCCCCGCAACUCGGCAAGGUGCGCCCGACACGUCGAUUGUAAUGGUGGGAGCCAUGCACCGACGUGAAAACCUCGUGCAUUCCUGCCGUCACUAAUAAAAUCACUGCACUAGCAAUGGACACGUGGCAUCCGACUCCAAGCAGGGAGGGGACGCCGCUGCGCAUGUGCCGAGAGAAAGACGACGACGACGCAGAAUGCAAGUCAACAGUCAAAUUCCAGAAAAGAUGAGCGCUGUAUAAAUAAACCCGUCUUCCCCUUCCACGCAUCCUGCUCUGCUCUCUCCACUGCAAAGAAACCUCUGCGAAGAAGAGAAGGGGCUACGAUUUGAGGAGAUCGAAGCGAGUGGGAUCGAAGCAGAUUUCUUCGGCCACCGUACGACAUGGGAAUCUCGAGCCUACCUAACCCGUCUGAGAGCGUGCUCACUCUGUUCCUCUUCAACGUCGCGCUCGCCGUCUCCAUCCUGAAGGAGUUCCUCCGCUCGGCGCUCCAUUUCCUCCGCCUCAGCUCGCCGCCACCGGCGGAGUUGGACGGCGGGGGCGGCGCGGCGGAGCCCGGUCUCGCCGAGCGCUUCCGGAAGCGGUGCAGGCCGUUUCGGUUCGGGUCCGCGCUGGAGCGGCGGCGGGCGGCGGACUGCCGGGUUUGCCUCGGCCGGUUCGAGCCUGAGUCGGUGGUGAACCGGCUCGCCUGCGGGCACCUCUUCCACAUGGCUUGUCUGGAGACGUGGUUCGAGUACCACCACGCCACUUGUCCCCUUUGUAGGGCCCACGUCCUCCACGGGGAGGAACCCACCGCUUCAUUUUCACCUUCACUCUCAUGAGACUGACUGCUUCCUCCGUUCCUCGUUUUUGUUUUUAGGUUCUUUGGCGCAGUGAUUGUACAAAGAUUGUAUAAAUCUUUCGUUUAAAUCAACUUAUUUGAUCCGGUCAAAUAUAGUAGGUGGUCAAAUUAUUAGCUAACGAACAAUCUUCUUCGAAGGCCAUCUGUGAAGAAGACGAGAGUCUUGAAAUGAAAUGGAGGCAGGAUUUCUUGGAUUA
Molecule: messenger RNA, 1142 nt
Organism: Zingiber officinale
Lineage: Eukaryota; Viridiplantae; Streptophyta; Magnoliopsida; Zingiberales; Zingiberaceae
Product: probable E3 ubiquitin-protein ligase XERICO
Exons: 2
Coding region: 488-925 (145 amino acids)
Molecular function (GO): zinc ion binding
Source: RefSeq, a predicted model, not a curated record